Funneliformis caledonium is the source of this 813-nucleotide messenger RNA. The record is from the annotation of a GenBank genome assembly. NCBI's taxonomy places the organism in Eukaryota, Fungi, Glomeromycota, Glomeromycetes, Glomerales, Glomeraceae.
AUGUCUCACAGGAAACCUUCAUCAAAAUAUUCUCAACCUGAUACUUCACAAAAUAACCCACUUUCGUCAACUUCUCAAUCUGAUAACCCACCUUCGUCAACCUUUUCUCAACUUAAUAGAUCACGAUAUAAUACAACUAACUGCGUCACAGAUCACAACAACUUUAUCGAUACCCCUUGUCUCGUCAAAAGAAACAAUACACCUUCAGUAUCUUCUCAAACUUCUAAUCAAACUUCCUCUCAAAUUUUUAGCGAAAUAUCUUCUCAAUCUUCCAGUCAAACUCUUUCACAAUCAUCCAGCCGAACUCCAUCUCAACAAAAUAUGAUGACAUCGGAUAUUAUUAUAAAAUAUCCUAAUAUCAAUACUGAAAUAAAAAAUCUCAUGAAAGGCCAAAUCCUUAACAAAUACGUGAUAGAUUAUGAUAAGACUUUAUCUGAACAAUCAGAGAAAAUCUACAAGAAGUUAAUUUCUGAAUUAAAGAAGUUGAUGAGUGGACAUUUUAAUCUGUCGGUCACUCAAUUGGCUAAGAUGAUUGACAAAAGAAACAGGAGAAUCAAGGCAGCUAUAAAACUAUACGAACAAAAUGAUUAUGAUAUACAAGAAUUUGAUAAAGAUGAACUUUUACCUAUUCUAGCUCAGAACGGAUAUUAUUCUAUUGAGCAAUCUGAUUUGGAUGAUGAAUCGUGUAAAAAUUGCCAAGCAACAAAUGAUUUCUCCAUAUAUAUGAUCAUCCAUAGCCUAAAACAUCUAUUACGUGAUAUGUUAGAUCCUUCUGCAGAGCAAAUUCAACAUGCGAAGAAGCAACAGGAAUGA